AUGCAAAGCCGGGCAGAAACAACUGCGAAUCCGUCAGAAACGGACAUUGCUAGCACCUACCAAGGCCAAGCGGCACAACAUUCCUCAGUAACUGAUGCUGCAGGGUAUGGGCCAUCGGAAACCUCAACUUCGGACGUUGAAGCAGAGGGUACACAGACACCAGGAAUAGCGGCGUGGAAUACAAAAGCAGUGUCAAGUACCAAUGAGCCGAUAAAAGCGGCUCCAACACCGUCCACCGCCGUUAACAACUAUGAGACUUUGGCGUCAACUUCGCCUUCAACUUCUAUCCCUGCAACCUCGACCACCAACAUCGCAAACAACGAAGCCGGCGCGUUAUCCAGUAUUUCUGACUCGACCAAGACCAAACUGGCUAUUGCAUUGCCAAUCGCUAUCGUCGGUCUCUUGGUUAUCUUUGGUGGGAUCUUCUUCUACGUCCGCCGAAGACGCCAGCGCAGUGCACCGCCUGCGUACGACGUCGCCGCCAACCAAAGCAAGGUCAUUUCAACCUCCGAGCUCAUGGUCGUUCCCAAAUUUGUGACACCAGAACAGACAACCCGGUAUCCUGCACUGGACGUUCCCAAUAACCAAAUCCAGGAUUCGAGACCCGGAUCUUGGACCGUUCUAUCGCCAGAUGAUGCAAACACAGAGCCGGGACUUGCGGUUGCCGUUUCUGUAGAUCAACGGAUGAGUGCGACAGAGCACGACAUGCGAGGCAUGACUGGAAGUUCCCCUGCAAAUGAGAACAGAAGGUCUGCUGUUCGUUCGCCAUCCCAGAACCAGCGUGAAGAAGAUGCCGUGUCUGUGGUUUCGGAUCUGAACGAACGCAGGAGUCAUGAGGAGGAUUUUGAUGAUAUGUCUUCAGUAUCAUCAUUCAACGAUGAUAAUCCUCGUGGCAACCAUAAUACCCGCUCCUCAAGGUGA
This is a messenger RNA of Penicillium cinerascens, 921 nucleotides long. RefSeq lists its product as uncharacterized. Lineage: Eukaryota; Fungi; Ascomycota; Eurotiomycetes; Eurotiales; Aspergillaceae. The transcript has a single exon. The coding region runs from base 1 to 921 and encodes 306 amino acids. The record is from RefSeq and is a predicted model, not a curated record.